GUCUGUCAAGUGUCAAGUCAUUUUGCAUUGGACUGUGGACUCAUUGGAUUAAAAUGAAAAAACAUCCGGGAAAACAAAUAAUAAUUUAAACUUUAAUUAUUAUUAUUUAUUUUAAGUUAAUUUAUGUUAAUUGAUUGAUGUGAAUCAUGGAAACGAGUCAAUAUUAAUUUUAAAACAAUAAUGAAUUCUAAAAUGUCAUAUCCAGAACCUCUCAUAAAAGUUUUAUCACCUCAAGAACAAAAGGAUGCAUCUAAAUUUAGUGAAGAUGUUUGUAAAAAAAUUGCAGCGGUUGCUGGUGUUAACAUUGUAUUCCAAGGGCAAAGAACUGCGGGAGAAGAGUUGCUUAAAAACCUAGAUCGCAGAGGACAUACUUAUGAGCAAUACAUUAGUUAUUUAAACUUAGUGAACAGACAAGCAUAUUACAGACCUGAAGCAAAGGUGGCAAUACUUAUCGCAAAUGAAAAGUAUGAGCAUUUGUCCAAAUUGGUGACACCUUCCAUUGAUUGUGAGGCUUUGGGUAAUAGUAUUAGAGAAUUAGACUUCAUUACAGUCUUUAUAAGCAACACUAAAAGUGAUAUGUUAAAGGAGAUAUUGAUGAAGACAUUUUCAUUGAUACCUGAAAAUUCUUAUUGUUUUAUAUUCUAUGCUGGACAUGGCUGUGAACUAAUUACCACGAAAUGCAUACUGAGCAUAGAUUGUCCCUCUGAGAACAUUGAGUUUGAUCAUUGUGUCACUGAAAACUGGCUGCUGAGAGAAUUAGCCAAAUGUAAGCCAGAGUUAUGUGUGCUUAUUAUGGAUAUGUGCAGAGUUAAUUUAGAUAGACAAACGAACCAAGAGAUUUACAGAGCUAUACCACACAUUGAAGAGUACACAAUUCACAGUAACUUACUAAUCAGUUACUCUACACAAUCAGCUAAUGCUGCGUACGAGUGUAUUUGGGUUGAGAAGUCGGAAACAAUUGGUGACACCUCGUACUCAGUCAAGUCCACCGAUGUUGUAUGUGGGGGAGGCAGUCAGUAUGUGAACGCCCUGUGGAGCAGGUUGUGUGAAAAUGAUGUUGAUAUAUCCACCAUGCUGGAUAAUGUUCAUGGAGAUGUAGAGAAUUCAGUAAAGCACCAGAGACCUAUUAAGGUGCAAUGUGGUGUUUCAAAGAGAUAUUUGAGUGAUUCAGUGGAAGGUAAUACAAAGGAACUUUGGUCAACUUUAAAGGGAGCUCUAGAAAAAUACCAAGAAUAUUGCUCUGUCUGUUUAGAAAAAUGAUUAUUAGUUGAAUGCCAUCUCUCCUGAUAUUAUGUGACUAUGCAGUAGAUAUUUUGUAAUCAGUCAAUGGGGACGAUAGAGAUAGAGAGUCUGGCAUAUUUGGCAGAUGUAAAAGCUUAUUUAACCGCUAGCAGAUGCCCGCGACUUCGUACGCAUGAAAAUCGAUGUACAUUUUCAACCCCUGCGACCCUUCGUCGGCCGGAAGCCGCGCAUUUACACUUAUGUAAAAUACCCGGUCAAAGCCCAAGUAGGCGAAGGCAGUAAGGCACGGCCGGAAGACAGUCAUGCAUGCGGCCGGAGGCCGCGCGUCUAUCUUACUUAGGUAGAAUGCCCAGCCGAAGCCACGACCGGCGGCCCUAUCACAAAACCCAGGCCGAAGGCCAGGGUACGCUAACUUAUGGCCGGGAGACAGUAAUGAGCGUAGCCGGAGCUCCUAUAGCCUAUAAUAAUAGUCCAGUGAACAAAUUAAAUUGUGUUAAAUACUGAUACCGCGAAUAGAAAUACGUGUGGUAGCUUAUUCGACUCGUCAUGACCUCAAGAAAAAUGUGCAAAAAUGCCAGACCCGCACAUAAACAAUUGCAAAAGUUAUAAACAAAUGAAGAUUUUUAAAAAUAGGGGUCUACAUUAAUGGAAAUUACUCCCAAACUAUUGGUGUUAGAGAAUUUUUACAAUGGGAUUCUUUAAAGUAGAGAAUCUCUUACCAGGCUGAUUUUAUAAACCUGAUGCAUUUUGCUAUUGCUCUUCACAAUAGGAACUAUAGAAAUUUUCUUUAAAUUGAAGAAAUAAGUUUUAAAUAAAAUCAUCUAUCUGUGAUCAGUCACUCAAUUUUAAAUAGUUAUUUUUGUAAAUCAAUUUGAAUAUACUAACCUACAAUUUAUAAAACCUUGUAAAACAGUAAUCAAUGCUUUUUUUGUGUAUUAUUUUUUUAAUAAAAAAUAUUUUUUAAUCAUGGACUAAAAAUAGCCUGAAGCUAUUAAAUAGCAUAGUCUAAUUUACUUCAAACUUGUGAUGAGAUUUUAAAGGUUUAUUAUGUGACUUAAAGUUUAAAUCCUUUUAUGACACUGGAGUUUUGUUAAAAAAUAUUAAAAAUUUGAUUAUAAUUAUGAAGGUAUAUUAAUAAUAUUAUUUGAUUGUUGACGUUUAUGAGAUUAUGGUAAUUUUAUUUUAUAAUAAAAGAUGAAAACAAACAAUAA
Messenger RNA from Bicyclus anynana (squinting bush brown), 2453 nucleotides. RefSeq names its product mucosa-associated lymphoid tissue lymphoma translocation protein 1. The transcript has 6 exons. The record is from RefSeq and is a predicted model, not a curated record. Gene Ontology annotation, biological process: proteolysis. Bases 181 to 1260 code for a protein of 359 amino acids. NCBI's taxonomy places the organism in Eukaryota, Metazoa, Arthropoda, Insecta, Lepidoptera, Nymphalidae. Gene Ontology annotation, molecular function: cysteine-type endopeptidase activity.